This is a messenger RNA of Coffea eugenioides, 1120 nucleotides long. RefSeq names its product F-box protein At3g07870-like. The transcript is spliced from 2 exons. Lineage: Eukaryota; Viridiplantae; Streptophyta; Magnoliopsida; Gentianales; Rubiaceae. Bases 11 to 823 code for a protein of 270 amino acids. The record is from RefSeq and is a predicted model, not a curated record.
UACUACCAUCAUGGAAAAAGACAUGGAAAUUGAGAGAGAAUCCAAGAGAAGAAAAUCAACUCCAAAAGAACAUCAUCAGCCUGGAAAUAAUCUUUAUAGUCUACCUCAAGAAAUCGCCCUCGACAUAAUUUCCAGACUACACGUAAAAUCCGUCAUCCAAUUCAGAUCGCUGAGAUUCAGGGCUCAAAAUUUUCCAAGAUCAGAGGUUCAAGUAUUCUAUCAGAGCAGUGAAAAAUGGAGAGUUAUUGUUGGAGACAUACCUUACAAGCUAGAUCAGUCAUCAGGGGGAGUUUUUGUAAACGGAAGGCUUCACUGGGUGAGUAUAUGGGGAAAGAAUCAUGCUCGUCGGGAACGGAUUCUGGUGUCAUUUGAUUUAUCUGAUGAGCUUUUUAGAGAAGUCCCACUGCCAGAAAAUCAUCUUUACUUAAUCCGACACCGGUAUUCUCUCAGUGUUCUCGGAGGUUUUCUGGCUGUUGUUGAUCCUUCAAAUACUAAUUACGGGGCUCAAGACAUUUGGAUUAUGAAACAAUACGGGGUGAAAGAGUCCUGGGAGAAAGUUUUCAGCAUUGGGGUUUAUUAUGUGACGACAUUUCAGUCACCAGAAAUGCAGCAAAAAUACAGGAUUUGGAAGAAUGUACUUGAUGAACGAUUUGCCCGGGUUCUUUGCCUUCUGAAAAAUGGCGAAAUUUUGCUGCAGUACAGAUGGGGAGCCCUAGUUUCUUACAAUCCUGAGAGUCGAAUGUUUAAGGAUCUAAGGUUUAAAGGGAUGCCUAAAUUCUUCCAUACCGUUGUACACGUUGGAAGCCUGAGCCAAGCAAAUUAAUGGCCUUCUGGUCUCCGGGGAUCAAAUAUAAUAGCAGAAUUUAAGAUAUUGACAGUAGGAAGGACCUUUAUGAUUUGCUUGAUUGAAGUGUUCAAUUAUGUAGUUAAUUCAUCAAAUGGUUUGUCACCAAAGUGGUAAGGUUAUAGUCUGGUUGUGAUUCUCAUCUGGACAUCUUCUCCACACCGAUAUACCUUACACUCCCUCCCCUGGCUAUUGUCUGUUGCGAUGGCUGUAAUUCUCUUCCUAGCUACCAAUAUAGAUACCAUAGUUUGAAAUGGCAUAUUUUGAUUUUUGUCA